AUGGCGUUAAGGCGAACCGUACAUUCAUUCUUCUUUAGGAAUGAGAUACCAACCCUCAAGGCUGUACAUGCAGCGAUCAAGGAAAAUGAAAUUAUACCCCAAAUGAGCGUCGAGGUAAUGAGGAAAUCCCUGCACGAAAUUAAUUUUCGUUACGAAACGCGUAAUCGGAAGUCAGUAUUGAUAGAGAGACCUGAAAUAGUCGCCUGACGUCGAAAAUAUCUACGCGAAAUGAUUGAAUAUAGGCGACAAAGCAGAAAAAUCUAUUAUUUGGACGAGACAUGGGUAAAUGCAGGUCACACAGUUAAAAAAACGUGGAUAGACAAAAACGUAGUGCGUAACCGACAAGCAAGCAUUGAAGGUUUGUCAACAGGUCUUCGUGGACCGUCAGGGAAAGGUCAAAGAUUGAUCGUAACUCAUAUUGGUAGCGAUAGUGGCUUUUUAGAAGAGUGUGACUUGAUUUUCGUCUCUAAGAAAGGAGGUGAUUACCAUGACGAAAUGAAUGCCAGCUGCUUCGAGAGCUGGUUUCAAGGGGUGCUUCAGCGAGUUGAGCCCAACUCUGUGAUCGUCAUGGAUAAUGCUUCCUACCAUAGUCGUCGAGCCGAACGUGUACCGACUAUGGGAUCUCGAAAAAGUGACAUGCAGCAAUGGUUGCGUGAAAAAGGAACCCCGUUUGACGAUUCAUGUGUGAAAGCGGAAUUGUAUGAAAAAAUUAAACAGCACAAACCUGCGAACAUUAGUUACGUGACUGAUGAGAUGGCCCGUCAAUGUGGUGUCACUGUGCUGCGGUUACCGCCCUACCACUGUGAACUGAACCCAAGCUCAUCUGGGCUCAAGUGA
Molecule: messenger RNA, 837 nt
Organism: Acanthoscelides obtectus
Lineage: Eukaryota; Metazoa; Arthropoda; Insecta; Coleoptera; Chrysomelidae
Source: the annotation of a GenBank genome assembly